AUGAUUUUGAAAAAUUCACCGCUAUUAAUAUUGGCAAUUUUACUGGUUCCAUUUAUCCAGUCAAAAACAAUUUCGAGAGAUACAGAAUAUGCGAGUUCAGGAAGUUACACAGAUUCCUAUGAUAUCAGCGAAGAUGCUACCUUAGCCAUUGCAGAUGGGACCAGUGUUGCAAGUGGAACUACCGCAAGCUUAACUAAUGAUUUGAAUAUUGAUGGGAACUUAUGUAUUGGUUCUCAAAAUGUUGACAUCACUUCACCAACUAUAACUAAUGAUGGUAAUUUGGUUAUUUACAAUGGUGAUUCAAUGAGUGGGAGUGGUACAAAUUUCCAAGGUCAAAGUUUAACAAAUAAUGGUUAUUUACUAGUUCAAAACAUGUUAUAUGCUACUGCACAAACAUUUAGUUUUUCAAAUUCAUUUAUCAAUACUGGUGUCAUAAACUUCAAUCUAUACUAUCCUAAUACAACCAUAUCUGCAGGCACUAUUGAAAAUAGUGGUACCAUGAUAUUCCCUAGUGGUAAUUAUACUUUCACUGGUGCGGUAACAGGAGGCGGAUGUAUGGUUUUGAAAACUCUUGUUGAUAUCUGGGCAGAUGCAGAUGCAGGUUUUGAUCAAAUUGUAUAUUUUGAUCCAAGUUCUACGAGGUUGGUCCUUAAUCUAAAGGAUAGUGGUACUAAUACCAUUAUUCCAAAAGUAAGAGGCCUCUCAACAACAAAUGCGAUUUCUUUUAUAGACAAUCAAGAAGCUACUCCUGCUGUAUCAUAUGACGCCUCGACUGGUAUUGCUACCUUGAGUUCUACUCUGAAAUCGGACAAUAAUGUUGUGGUAAGAAAAGUGGACAUCGGUCUUGGAUAUGAUUCUACUCAAUUUACUGUCCAAACGGUCAAAAACAGCCAGGGCAUUUGGACUACCCAAUUUGCUUACUCAGGGACUUCACCUGAUAGUACUAUUCCAUCUACAUGUGUUACGACGGAACCACUUGAUUUUGAAACAUGUAUAAACGAACUGGUAAUUCUAUCUUCAAGUUCAAUAAUGUCGUCUUCUGCAUCCUCCUACUCAUUUGCAUCUCCCUCUCCUUUGCCAUCUCCAUCUCCAUCUCCUUCGCCAUCUCCAUCUGCAUCUGCAUCUCCAUCCCCAGCACACUCUUCUUCGAAAGCUUCCCCAAUUUUAAGUUCCACAUUAGAAGCUGAGAAGAGUAGUAGUUUAUGUCUGAUAACUAGUACGAGCAUAAAGGCUGGUGUUACAAUCAAUACCACUAGGUACUCUUAUAUUACAGGUACUGUCACUGCCCCAGUGACAUUAUCCAGCGUAGUGAACACAUAUACAGUCAAUGGAAAUUCUCUAAGCAAUACUUCUAUUUAG
Naumovozyma dairenensis CBS 421 is the source of this 1359-nucleotide messenger RNA. RefSeq lists its product as uncharacterized. NCBI's taxonomy places the organism in Eukaryota, Fungi, Ascomycota, Saccharomycetes, Saccharomycetales, Saccharomycetaceae. The record is from RefSeq and is a predicted model, not a curated record. The coding region runs from base 1 to 1359 and encodes 452 amino acids. The transcript has a single exon.